AUGCAGAACCCAUAUCCGACGGUGACGGCAACGACGACGACAGUUGAGUUAGCCAUGUCGAAGUGGUUUGAUAGGCAGAAGAACUCCUUCCUGAAGCAACGGCCUUCGUUUCUCCAGGCACCGAGCGUUGAAAGCAAGCAGUUCGAGCAGUUGUUCCGGUAUGCGUUCAAUUGUUUCCGCCUUUUUGCGCUAACUCCCGGUCAGAUGACGAGCCAGAAGGAGGGCUUUGUGGUGCGCGAUACUCGCUGGAUGAAGCUGACCGUUAGUGUGCUGGUUGUGCUGGUCUGGAUCGCAUUGGUGGAGUCGUUUCGAGUGGAUUACGGAACUGCGUUGAUCACCGGAAUCGCGAAUCACAUCCAGCUCAUCACGAACACGAUCGCACUCACGGUGGCCUGGAUCGUUCCUCAGCUGAAGGCGUCCGAGUUGCAGGCGAUCCUCGAGGGAUACCUGGUCAUCGACCGGGAGCUCAGUAGCUACAAGCUCCCGGAUCUAACGCGGCCGACCAAGGGCAACUUCCUGCUUCGCUACGGAUUGGUCCUGCUGGGACUAACAUUUCUAGUCGCGUACGAUGGUUUCGUGAGCUUCGGGAAGCCACACUCCCCACCGGAGUGGUACUGGCUGGCCACUCAGAUACCCUUCGUCGUGCAGGCGAUGGGUAUUUUCCACGCGUUUCUCCUCAUCAGCUGGCUCCACGAACGGUUCCAGCACCUGAACGCCUUGGUCGAGCAAUACUACCGUCAAGGGCUUGAGUUCAGCGCCAAGAAGGUCGCCACCGCUUUUGCCACUCCGAUCAAGCUGACCGAUGGGUCGGCCCUUGUCAACGUGGUGCUGGACGAUACCUCCAACCGGCGGGAACUCGCCGACGAUCUGCAGAUCCUCGCCAUCGUUUCACGCUCCAUCGACCUGGCGGAGAAGAUUGAGUCCUACUUUGGCCCACUUUUCCUCACCGUCUAUACGGCGCUCUUUACGGUGACCACGAUCCAGUCGUACUACUGCUACCUACACCUCAACUCCAUCGACGAACGGCGGGGACUUUCGGUCGAGUCACUCGUCCUCUCCGGAGGCAUCAUCCUAGCGAACGUCAUCGCCAUCGUCGCGCUGCCGUUCAUCUGCGAGCGUGUCGAGCAGGAGUCGAAGCUGCUGAUGUCCUUCCUAUCCAAGCUGUCGAUGAGACCAGGGCAACAGGCACAGCAUUCGUCCAUCUGGUUCUCGAACCUGAUCGCGAGCGUUCGCUUCUCGGCGCUCGGUUUCUUCACCAUCAACUACAACAUGCUCUCCGGGCUGGUGGCCGGUUUAGUCACCUACUUGAUCAUCUUCAUUCAGUUCAACUCGAUGGUGCCGGCUGGCAAAGACGACCUCCAUUUCGCCCGCUCCAAGAACCCCAGACCACAGAUGGAUUCAAACUAG
Molecule: messenger RNA, 1407 nt
Organism: Anopheles coustani
Lineage: Eukaryota; Metazoa; Arthropoda; Insecta; Diptera; Culicidae
Exons: 2
Coding region: 1-1407 (468 amino acids)
Biological process (GO): sensory perception of taste
Cellular component (GO): axon; dendrite; neuronal cell body
Source: RefSeq, a predicted model, not a curated record